CGGGCCCCCAGGCGGGGCGGCGGGCACCGAGUCACCAGGCACAACCGUGGGCUCCGAGUCAACUGGGAUGACCGCUGGCACUGGUCAGACAUUGGAUCGUCUGGCUGGACAGCGGGCAUCGGGUCACCAGGCAUCAGGUCAUUUGGCUCGACAGCGGGCACCGCGUCAUCUGGCAAGGCACGGGCACCGCGUCAUCUGGCAAGGCAGUGGGCUCCGAGUCAACUGGUAUGACCGCGGGCACUGGGUCAGACAUUGGAUCGUCUGACUGGACAGCGGGCAUCGGGUCACCAGGCAUCAGGUCAUUUGGCUCGACAGCGGGCACCGCGUCAUCUGGCAAGGCAGUGGGCUCCGAGUCAACAGGCACGACAGUGGGCACCGGGUCAUCAGGUACCCGGAUUGUCUGGCUCGACAGCGGGCAUCGGGUCACCAGGCAUCAGGUCAUUUGGCUCGACAGCGGGCACCGGAUCAGGUACCGGAUCAUCUGGAUCAACAGCGGGCAUCGAGUCAACUGGCCU
Staurois parvus is the source of this 515-nucleotide messenger RNA. The record is from the annotation of a GenBank genome assembly. Lineage: Eukaryota; Metazoa; Chordata; Amphibia; Anura; Ranidae.